GUUAUCCAGUCACAACAGAAACUCCGCGAGAGAGAGAGAGUAUAAUUCGCUCGGAGAAUGAGCAGACCGACACGCGACUAGCGGUGGCCGGAGCUCCGGCGAAUGGAGCUGUCGCUGCGCCCUCUCUCCAACGCGGCGCUCUCUCCUCACUCCGGCUUCGCCUCCGCCGGCCACUCUCGCUUUCCUCCUCGCGGGAGCGCCGCCGCCCCCGCGGCUCCGCGGACCGGAUGCCGGCUCCGGACCGGGGAGGCCGCCGACGCCGCGGGAGGGGGCCACCGUCGCGUCGCCCUGGAGCCGCGGCGCCGGCGGCAGUUCUGGAUUGACGAGCGGGAGAGCGGCGGGGAGGAAGGCCUGGGAGAAUCGAGCUCCGGCGCUCCGGAUGACGAUGAUGAGGCUCUGUUGUUGUCGUUGAGCGAGAAGCCGGAGCGGAGCGCGGCGUUGCUCGAUGAGUACGAGAUGGAGGAGCUCGAUUAUGCUUCUAGCCCGGAUCACAGAAGCGGAUAUGUGGCUGUUCUAGGAAAGCCUAAUGUUGGGAAGAGUACACUUGCGAAUCAAUUGAUAGGCCAGAAGUUGUCAAUAGUUACAGAUAAGCCACAAACCACAAGGCAUCGUGUUCUUGGAAUAUGUUCAGGACCAGAGUAUCAGAUGAUACUUUAUGAUACUCCUGGUGUAAUUGAGAAGAAGAUGCACAAAUUGGACUCCAUGAUGAUGAGUAAUAUUCGAAGUGCUGCUAUCAAUGCGGAUUGUGUACUAGUUCUCGUGGAUGCAUGUAAAGUACCUGAGAAAAUUGACGAAGUAUUAGAAGAAGGUAUCCGGGACUUGAAAAAUAAGGUGCCAACUCUGCUAGUAAUGAAUAAGAAGGAUCUGAUCAAACCUGGCGAAAUUGCAAAGAAGCUCCAGUGGUAUGAGAAAUUUACAGACGUUGAUGAUGUUAUCCCGGUGAGCGCGAAAUUUGGUCAUGGUGUGGAAGAUGUCAAGGACUGGAUUUUAUCCAAACUUCCUCUGGGGCCUGCUUAUUAUCCCAAGGACAUUGUUAGUGAGCAUCCAGAAAGAUUCUUUGUGGCUGAAAUAGUUAGAGAGAAGAUUUUCAUGCAAUACCGCAAUGAAAUUCCUUAUGCUAGUCAGGUAAAUGUGGUGAGCUACAAAACCAGGCCAAAUGCUAAAGAUUUUAUACAAGUGGAGAUUGUUGUAGAGAAGAACUCACAGAAGAUCAUCGUGAUUGGAAAAGAAGGGAAGGCUCUCAAGCUACUUGCUACUGCUGCUCGGCUUGAUAUUGAAGAUUUCUUGCAGAAGAAAGUAUAUCUCGAGGUUGAAGUGAAGGUGAAAGAGAAUUGGCGGCAAGACGAAGGACUUCUGAAGUACUAUGGAUACGGGGGACAGAUUCGAGCACUAUGAUACAAACCAUCAGCAUUUUUCUCUGCCCAAAAUGCUAUUCUAGAGGUCACGUCACUGGGAAAGCGCACGCUGAUGACAAGAUUGAAUGAAGCUAAUUCUCAGCUUGUCUUUCGUUGGUAAACCGGGCGACCAUCUCCAUUUUCUUGGUAGCUGAAACUUGGUCCUGACCUUUGUCAAUUUUCUUAACAAAAUUCGUUUCCUGAGUCUAACUUUGGCGAAAGUAGUUGAUUGUGUCUUGAUUUGCCUGCCUUUCUUUAUAAAAGGGUGCAUUGUCUACCUCGUAGCAAAGUUGAGGAUAAGUCUUUUUGAAGGUCUUAUUUGGUUUCUUUCUUAGAAAAGCUUCUAGUUGACUGACUUAUAUUCAGUAGCGUGCUUCAUCUCGGAAGAGCGAGGAUGCAGAGAAGGAGCAUUUCGGUAUCGAAAGCAUAGGUUUUCCCUUCGAA
Syzygium oleosum is the source of this 1838-nucleotide messenger RNA. RefSeq names its product GTPase ERA-like, chloroplastic. Lineage: Eukaryota; Viridiplantae; Streptophyta; Magnoliopsida; Myrtales; Myrtaceae. Gene Ontology annotation, biological process: ribosomal small subunit assembly. The transcript is spliced from 9 exons. The coding region runs from base 103 to 1395 and encodes 430 amino acids. The record is from RefSeq and is a predicted model, not a curated record. Gene Ontology annotation, molecular function: rRNA binding; GTP binding; ribosomal small subunit binding.